AAGGGAAAAAAAAGUAAGAAAGAGAAUAAAAAUGGGUUAAAGAAUGACUUUGUUUAUGUUAGUCAUGGCCGUUGUAAUAUAAGAAAUCCAUUCACCCUCCCACUCUUAAAAACCAGAUCAAAUUCCUUUGUGUGUUUUCUUUUUGGAAAUUUUAUUGGCCAUAAAGGAACUAUUGAUACGUUAGAAAGGAGGAGAAAUUUUCAAAUAUUUUGUGAAAAAUUUAGAUUUAGGAGAGUUAUGGAGAAGGAGAAGAGGAAAAGGAGCGAGAAAGAAAGGAAAGGAGGAGUAACAAUGGAGUCAACGAACAAGAAGAAGAAGAAGAAGGUGACGAAGGUAGAGGAAGAAGAAGGCGGCGUUGGCGAGGAAGAAGAGGAGGAAGUGGAGGAGUUCUUCGCUAUACUGAGGAGGAUGAAAGCGGUGGUUAAGUAUUUCAACAAAAGCGGAGGAAGCGAAGGGUGGAGGGCGGCGGUGGAGUCUGAGAAAACGGUUGCGGCAGUCGAUGAAGAUGACGAUGACGUCAAGGAUGGUAUCGAUAAUAACAACGAUAAUAAUAAUAAUAAUAAUAAUAACAGAAGGGAAGCCGUGGCGGAGAACGGUGCUUUGGACUUAAACGAAGCGCCGGAGGAAGAGGAAGAGGAAGAGGAGGAUCCGAUUAGCUGAUCAUGAAAACCGCCGCCGAACGGCGGUGGUUUAAUUCCAUAUGUAUUUUUUUUUUCCUUUUUAUUCUAAUUGAAGUUUUUUUUUUUUUUUAUGGACGUACGUACUUCAACUAAAUUUUAUUUUUAUAUGUUUAAGAAAAAUAGUAAAAAUACUUUCAUUUUCAUCCA
Molecule: messenger RNA, 827 nt
Organism: Gossypium arboreum
Lineage: Eukaryota; Viridiplantae; Streptophyta; Magnoliopsida; Malvales; Malvaceae
Exons: 1
Coding region: 238-660 (140 amino acids)
Biological process (GO): regulation of systemic acquired resistance
Source: RefSeq, a predicted model, not a curated record